Molecule: messenger RNA, 947 nt
Organism: Centropristis striata (black sea bass)
Lineage: Eukaryota; Metazoa; Chordata; Actinopteri; Perciformes; Serranidae
Product: transmembrane protein 272-like
Exons: 3
Coding region: 73-498 (141 amino acids)
Source: RefSeq, a predicted model, not a curated record
AGUAUUGCCCUUCUGACACCUUCAAGACUCAACUUUUGCAGCUCUUGGGCUUCAACCUAAGCGUUACUGAAAAUGCCAGAGAGAGGAGUAUGGCCCAAGCUGAUUAUGUGCAUCUUGCCCGUUGCUGAGAUAGUCGUUGGAGCUGUGCACCAAAAUGACUGUCCGAAGCAGCCCUUCAUCCCCAUCUACUUGGAGGUGAUGGGAGCCUUGGGUCUGUUGUACAUUGCGCUCUCCUUUCUGUGCCGCCCCGAUGACCUCAGCCGUUGUGGCAUGGCCUUCAACAUCAUGCACCUUCUCAUCCGCUUCAGCUGGUUCUUCACUGGUAACUGGUGGAUCUACUCAAUCUAUCAACCCAACUACAACCAGACGACAACAGAUGUGGAUCCGUACUGCAACAAGACGCUCUACCUGUUUGCCUUCUGGACCACCAACCUGGCCUACAUCAUAGUUCCUCCAUUAAUAGUCUUUGCCCUCUGUCGUUACUUCCACGUGAAAUGACAAGCGGUGGCAACAAAUAACAAUUCAGUCCCAAAAAAAUGUUUUGGGGGGGUUGGGGCAUCAUUGUCAGGCUUGACAAGAUUGCCAAAAUCUUCUAUAUCAUUAUGGGUAAUUUCAUAUCUAAAUAAUGAUUUACAGGUGCAUCUCAAUAAAUUAGAAUAUUAUAGAAAUAUUUAUGUCACUAAUUAAAUUGAAAAGGUUGAAAUACCACAAUGCAUAGAUGCAUAUAAUUCUAAUUAUAAUGAUUAUGGCUUACAUUUAAUGAAGACCUAAAAUCCAGUGUCUAAAAAAAAUUAAUAUUACAAAAGACCAAUUUUUAAAAGUAUGUUUAAUAUGGAAAUGUUGGCCUCUGAACAGUAUGUCCAUCUAUACGCACUCAAUACUUGGUUGGGGCUAUUUGACUUGAACUACUGGAAAUAGACCUUUCUAUCAUAUUCUAAUUUAUUGUG